Lasiosphaeria miniovina is the source of this 1165-nucleotide messenger RNA. RefSeq names its product acyl-CoA N-acyltransferase. Bases 308 to 868 code for a protein of 186 amino acids. The transcript has a single exon. The record is from RefSeq and is a predicted model, not a curated record. NCBI's taxonomy places the organism in Eukaryota, Fungi, Ascomycota, Sordariomycetes, Sordariales, Lasiosphaeriaceae. Gene Ontology annotation, molecular function: acyltransferase activity, transferring groups other than amino-acyl groups.
CUUCUGAGUAGUGCAGUGUAACAUUGUAUUGGAGCGUUAGACUCUGGUCAAGUAGCCUUGUUGGUGCUUGGUUCCAAAGGCCCGGUGACUUACAGAUUUCUUCUUCAAUUGAAUGUGACUCAAAACGUCAUCAACCAAAAUAGGACAAGUCGCGGAACUCAAAGACCCAUCAUCAUGCAUCCGGCACGCUACUUUUUGACGUUGUCAACCUCUCUUCUUAAAUCCCCGCAAUAGCAGCAACAUCCCUUCCCCAGCAAUAGCAAAAAUACCCACAAAAACACCCACAAAAACAACGACUUUGGCUCGAAUGUCCCCACCACCACCACCCGCCGAACCUAUCCUCCGGCUCCGCAGCUGCGUAGUGCGCGCCUACUCAGAAGGAGACUUUAAAUCCCUCGCCAAAGCUGCCAAUAACCCCAAGAUCGCGUGUCGUAUGCGCAACGCUUUCCCGCAGCCCUACACGACCGAUGACGCCAAGGCGUGGAUCUCCAUUGCCAACGCUGCGUCGCCGCAGCGUGACUUCGCCAUCUGCCAGCCCGGCGACUCGGGAGCCGUCAUUGGCGGCAUCGGCCUCAAGGCACGCGACGACGUACAUUACCGCACCAUGGAGAUUGGGUACUGGUUGUGCGAGGACUAUUGGCAUCGGGGGAUAGCCACAGAAGUCGUGUCUGCCUUCUCAGACUGGGUCUUUGACGAAUUUGACCACUUGAUAAGGCUCGAGGCUGAGGUUUUCGAGGGAAAUCUGGCAAGCGGGAGAGUGCUCGAGAAAGCCGGCUUCGACUUUGAGGGGAGACAGAAGAAGGCAGUAGAGAAACUGGGCACCGUCAUGGACAAGUUGGUGUAUUGUAAGUUUAGAGAGCAGAUCUAGGACACAUUCCUCAUUGUGAUAAAUGGUGGGGUGGAUUUCGAUUUUUCUAUUCCGCAUAUUCGCCAUAGACACAUCGGCGCGUAACAUCUCCCUCGUUAGUAUAUUAAUAUUAGACCUUUGUUUCCCUCCUGCUUUUCUAGAGAGGGGCUGGGAAAAUCUUUUUUUUUUGCUAGACCGGCCGAUUGGGGGUGGGGGCCCUGACGAAUAGUCAAAGAAGGGGUGAGGCUUAGCAGAGAGCCGAGGGAAGGGUCAAAUUUGGGCAAUGGGGUUCGUACGAAGAGAAUAGUAACCAUCUAC